Molecule: messenger RNA, 3996 nt
Organism: Ornithodoros turicata
Lineage: Eukaryota; Metazoa; Arthropoda; Arachnida; Ixodida; Argasidae
Exons: 1
Coding region: 1-3996 (1331 amino acids)
Biological process (GO): DNA integration
Molecular function (GO): nucleic acid binding; zinc ion binding
Source: RefSeq, a predicted model, not a curated record
AUGACGUCCGGUGAUGAACCCUCUACAGCACACCGCACCAUGAGCACAGGUACGCCUUUAAUUGGCAGUAUCGAGCCAUUUGAUGAGUCUAUAUCAGAAUGGACGACGUACGAGCAGCGAGUUUCAUCGUAUUUGGCAGUAAAUUCAAUACCUAAGGAACUGGAGGUCCAUGCUUUCAUCACUCUCAUAGGACCAAAAACUUAUCGUCUCUUAACCGACCUUGUUGCACCGUCAAAGCCUACUGCAAAGACUAUAGACGAAUUAAAGCAGGCGCUCAGAGCACAUCUAUCACCAAAGCCCUCCGUCAUUGCGGAACGAGCGAAAUUCCACGUAAGAAAGCAAAAAGAUUCCGAGACUAUUGCAGAUUUUGUUGCUGCUCUCAAGCAUCUGGCACAAACCUGCAAAUUCGGUACAAACCUAGACGAAACCAUGAGAGACCGAUUCGUAACCGGACUCCAGCGAAUGGAUAUACAAAAGUGUCUUUUUGCUGAAGACGAAACUCUGACAUUUAAAAGAGCUGUAGAAAAAGCGCUCUCACUGGAGCAAGCGAGUAAGAAUGCUUCUAGCUGCCAUGAAGAUCAUAACUUAACAGCAGAAGUACAAAGACUCCAAGUAACUCGCCGAAAGACUGAGCCACCCCAGCAAAAACCCCAGCGCACAUUGUGCUACCGCUGUAAAGCAACCGCACAUAUCAGCAAAGACUGUCCGUUCAGCAGUGCGAAAUGUUUUCGAUGCGGGAAGAAAUGUCACAUUCAACGAGCGUGCUUAUCAAAACGAACUGUGAAAGGCAUGCAAGCAAGAGGCACGGCGAAAUCUUUCCGAAAUCUGAGCAUAACGAGUAGCGACUGUUCGCCGAUUCAAUUGAACAGCUUGGAAGGCAGCAUUGCUCCCAUAUGUUUUGAAGUUGACAUUGAAGGCCAAAAGGUGAACAUGGAGCACGACACCGGCGCUGCGGUGUCAGUCAUUUCGGAAGAAAACUAUCUGCGAAUGUUUUCUCAUGUCAGCCUAAAUUGUACAAAUGUCGUUCUGCGCACGUACACGGGCGAAAUGUUGAAGCCGUUGGGAGUACUGGAAGUGACAGUGGUGUACAGAGAUCAACGUUACAGUCUUCCUCUGCAUGUCAUCCGUGACCAUGGUCCAUCUCUGAUUGGGCGCGAUUGGCUACAGCAUAUCAAAUUUGACUGGACUAGCGUGCAUAAACUUGACGCAUCAAGAGCGCAGGAAAACAAGAAUUGUUCUAGAGCCAUAUCGGAACUGUGUUCAAAGUACUCUAGCUUAUUCAAAGGCGACCUGGGCCACAUAAAGGGAGAAGUUGUAAAGCUGCACUUGAAAGAAAAUGCUCAACCAUGUUUUUUGAAGGCGCGCCCAGUAGCGUUCGCGCUAAAGCCAAGGGUAGAAAAGGAAUUGAAAGACAUGGAAGCAAUGGGAAUUAUUACUCCUAUUGAAACGUCGGAAUUUGCGACACCCGUGGUGCAUGUCGUUAAAAGAAAUGGACAGAUACGAUUGUGUGGUGAUUACAAGGUCACGAUCAACCCAAUCUUAGACAGUGUUCAAUACCCACUACCACGAAUCGAUGAUCUGGUAGCCGACCUGGGUGGUGGAAAAAACUUUUCGCGCAUCGAUGUCAGUCGCGCAUUUCAACAACUCGAAGUGGAUAACGACUCUAAGAAAUAUUUGGCCAUCAACACUCACUUAGGCUUGUACGCCGUGAACCGCCUACCAUCCGGGAUAACUCCAGCGCCCAUGAUUUUCCAGAAAGUUAUGGACUCAAUGCUGAAAAAGUUACCUGGUGUUACGUGCUACCUAGACGAUAUUCUAGUCACUGGCAAGACAGACGAAGAUCACCUGCGCAACUUGGACGCAGUUCUAAAGACUCUGCUGGAAAAGGGUGUUAGAGUACAACGCGACAAAUGUGACUUUUUUAAACCAAGACUGGAAUAUUUGGGACACUUAAUUGAUUCUGAGAGCAUCAGGCCAACGCAAGAAAAAGUCAAGGCUUUUUUGUGUGCGCCCGCCCCAAAAGAUAAGCGACAACUAAAGUCAUUUCUUGGAAUGAUAAAUUAUUAUGGAAAGUUCCUUCCGAACUUAUCGUCUGUGUUGCAUCCGCUGAACAACCUUCUGUGUAAGGACAAACCGUGGAUUUGGGACUCAAAAUGCCAAAAUGCGUACGAAGAGGUGAAGGACAUGCUUGCUUCGACUGCAGUAUUAACACACUAUGACCCAGCAAAGCCGAUUCAGCUUGGAUGUGAUGCCUCCCCGUAUGGUGUAGGUGCCGUUCUAUCGCACAUAGGACCAGACGGCAUUAGACCCAUUGCAUACGCGUCAAGGACGUUGUCAAGUGCCGAAAGGAACUAUAGUCAGCUCGAAAAAGAAGGUUUGGCAUUAGUAUUCGCCGUCAAGAAAUUUCAUGCGUACAUAUACGGCCGGCAUUUUCAACUUCUGACGGAUCACAAGCCACUUCAGUUUAUUUUCGGGCCAAAACGAGGAAUACCAACCAUCGCCGCUGCACGCCUGCAGCGAUGGGCGGUUUUGUUAUCUGCUUACGAUUUUUCACUUGAACACCGUUCGUCAGAAGAUAACGCUGAACCCGACUGCUUAUCGAGGCUACCACUGCCGAGCACAGAAGGCGAACAGCAUGACGAUGUCGGUUCUUUUUUCCAUCUCCGGAUGGACACGCUUCCUGUAACCUGCAAAGACAUCGCCAAAGAAACAAAAAGAAAUCCCGUGUUAUCAACCGUGAUGGCGUACACACUCCACGGAUGGCCUGCGCAUGUCACAGAUAAGGAGUUAAAACCUUUCUUUCAACGUCGCCGCGAGCUGUCCGUGCAGCAGAAAUGUCUUCUUUGGGGACUACGUGUCAUUGUUCCACCAACACUGAGGAGGAAAAUGCUUGACGAACUACAUAAUUCCCACCCAGGAAUCGUGCGAAUGAAAGAAUUGGGACGCAGUUACAUCUGGUGGCCAUCGAUUGAUGUCGACAUAGAAGAGACUGCAAGAAUCUGCAAUCAGUGUCAGCAGCAACGCAACAAUCCAUGUUCAGCGCCAGUGCAUCCCUGGGUAUGGCCAACGAAGCCGUGGCAAAGAGUGCACAUUGAUUUUAUGGGACCGUUCAUGAACAAAAUGUUUCUCAUUUUAGUUGACGCGCAUUCCAAGUGGCCGGAGGUGUGGGAGAUGUCUUCCACGACGUCUUCAGCGACAAUUCAGAAAUUGCGGGAAGCCUUCAGCAGGUAUGGAUUGCCAGAGACUAUCGUAUCAGAUAAUGGUACACAAUUUACCUCAGAAGAAUUCAAAAGUUUUGUGCGCGCUAACGGAAUUCGCCACGUGCUAACCGCGCCGUAUCAUCCUUCGACAAAUGGCAUCGCAGAACGAUUUGUUCAGUCCCUGAAGCAAGGGCUUAAGAAAAACAACGUUCAUCCUCUACAUCUGCGAUUGUACAAUUUCCUGAUGACUUACCGCAACACGCAACAUGCCACUACAAGGGAAUGUCCGGCAACACUCAUGAUGGGUAGGCGUCUACGAUCCAGAUUGGAUCUUGUAAGGCCAUCGCUGCACUUCGAAGUCCAACAUCGACAGUUCAAGGGUGCCAUCAACAGACGUGCUCGCGCAAGAACAUUCAACGUUGGAGAUACAGCGCUUGUGCGAAAUUACCGGGGCCACCCUAAGUGGUUAAGAGGUGUGAUUGUUGGACAGUCGGGGCCAGUGUCUUUUCAGGUGAAGGUAUCAACCCGGACGGGAGUUCAUGUCUGGAGAAGACAUCAGGACCAGCUUCUGACCUCUGGGUAUCAUGACCAAGUUCAGCACCAAGGAUCAUCAGCAAACGGCCUGUGGUGGGACUCUACUGGAAGUUCCGAACCUGGCACAUGCAACGCGCCUAUCGAAAGACAGGCUGCGGUCGCCACGCGACGAUAUCCUCAGCGUCAAAGACGUCCACCCGAUUUCUAUCGUCCGAACAUGAAUUGCUGCAACUUUUUUAGUAUUAACUCAUUAAGUGACUGA